Molecule: messenger RNA, 1368 nt
Organism: Huiozyma naganishii CBS 8797
Lineage: Eukaryota; Fungi; Ascomycota; Saccharomycetes; Saccharomycetales; Saccharomycetaceae
Gene: PTC2
Product: type 2C protein phosphatase PTC2
Exons: 1
Coding region: 1-1368 (455 amino acids)
Biological process (GO): protein dephosphorylation
Molecular function (GO): cation binding; protein serine/threonine phosphatase activity
Source: RefSeq, a predicted model, not a curated record
AUGGGUCAGAUACUUUCUAACCCUGUCAUUGAUAAAGAGCACCAUUCUGGUGCUGAUCUCCUCACCGCGUUUGGGCUAUGUGCCAUGCAAGGGUGGAGAAUGUCCAUGGAGGACUCUCACAUCGUUGAACCAAACCUGCAAGCGGAAAGCGACGAUGACCAUAUUGCGUUUUAUUCCAUAUUCGAUGGUCACGGUGGUGCUGGUGUUGCUCAGUUUGCCGGCGAAAAAGUUUCCGGUAUUCUACGAAGACAGGAAAGCUUCCAAAAGGGCAAUUUGACCCAGGCUCUAAUUGACACGUAUUUGGCCACCGACGAAGAGCUAUUGAAGGACCCUAUCCUUAAGAACGACCACAGUGGGUGUACAGCGACGUCUAUUUUGAUAUCGAAGUUGCAGAACGCACUUAUCUGCAGUAAUUCCGGUGAUAGCAGAACUGUGUUAUCCACCAAGGGUUACGCUAAGGCGCUGUCCUACGACCACAAGCCCACGCUGCUUAGUGAAAAGUCACGUAUUAUCGCUGCCGACGGGUUUGUAGAGAUGGACAGGGUGAACGGUAAUUUGGCGCUAUCUCGUGCGAUAGGUGAUUUUGAGUUCAAAUCGAACGAAGCCCUCGGGCCCCACGAACAAGUCGUUACGUGUGUUCCCGAUAUAAUGAGACACACUCUUGAUUUUGAUGCGGACGAGUUUGUCAUUUUGGCCUGUGACGGUAUCUGGGAUUGUCUGACCUCUCAAGAGUGUGUAGAUCUUGUCCACUACGGUAUAAAGCAAGGCGACAUGUCCCUUAACGAGAUUUCUUCCCGAAUCAUCGAUACCUGCUGUUCCCCAACCACGGAGGGUACUGGUAUCGGUUGUGACAAUAUGAGCAUAACCGUUGUAGCUCUGCUGAGGGAUUCAGAGACCACUGAGCAGUGGUUUGACAGAAUAAGGGCGAAGAAUUACGACUGUCCUAUUUCGUUUGAGUUGAAGCGGAAGGUCAUCUACAGUUACUACGAGUUCCCCGCCAACGAGUCCGUAUUUGAGAUCACCACGAAGAAACCACAGGAGAAAUUCCAUCAGGAUGCCAAUGGGAAGUACGACGACGAAGACACGGACAACAUGGAAGUGGAUGACACCGAUGCUGACGAGAACACGAGCAACAGCAUGAAGGCUCUUGGCGGGUUACCGCUAGAGGCACUUCUAGGGAACGGUAUCCAGAUAAACACUGGCGACAACGGCGGCGGCGCGUACCUAACGGGCAACCUAAGUGACAUGUUAGCGUCAUUCCGGAAAGUCGCCGCUGGGGGCAGACUGGACAACGGUGAAGAUGCCGACGACGACCACGCCGACGCCGAGCAAGACAACACUGAUGAGCAUGACGAAACCCAUAACUAA